AAACAAAGAAGAACAACACCAGCUUACUGAAACUCUCCCAAACUCGAUGCCGUUCCCCGCCCGCCUCCCGCCCAAGGCCGCCGCCGCCGCCGCAGCAGCAGCAGCAGCUACUGCCGCGGCCGUGCUCGCAGCCGUCGCCGUCCGCCGCUACCUCUCCGCCCACUCAUCCCGCGCGGCCCCAUGCGCCGCGAGUAGGGGCAGCACCGCCGCCGCCGCCAGCGGUACCACCCUCCUCGUGUUCUCCGGCAAGUCCGCCCAGGACCAGCGGCUCCUCGCUUCCGCCGCCACUUCCCUCUCCCUAGAGGAUGGCGCCGAGCUCUCCGUAUCCCUCGCGUCCGACGCCGGCGGCGGGGAUGGCGAGGGCUUUGACGCGGCCGCCUACAUGGGCGCGCUCCGGGCGCUGCGAUUCGGGCGGUGGAUGCUCUGGUCGCCGCGGAUGGCCUCCACGCACGACCUCGUGGCGCAGAACUUCGCCAAGCUUCCGGUGGGCGUCGUGUGCGUCGCCGACGUGCAGUUCAAAGGCAGAGGACGAUCAAAGAAUGUGUGGGAAUCACCUCCGGGCUGUCUGAUGUUCUCGUUCACAUCGCAGAUGAAUGAUGCGCGUAAUCUGCCCCUUAUGCAGUAUGUCGUUUGCCUUGCCAUGACCGAAGCUAUCAAAGAGUUGUCCUCUGCUGAGGGCCUUUCAGAGCUAGAUGUAAGAAUAAAGUGGCCCAAUGAUCUAUAUCUAAAUGGGCUAAAAGUUGGUGGCAUUCUUUGUACAUCGUCCUAUGAAUUGAAAACCUAUAAUAUUUGUACUGGUAUCGGUUUAAAUGUCGAUAACAAGAAGCCUACAACAUGUUUGAAUGCCGCACUUCAAGAAUUAACUGUUAAUUCACCUGGACUGAAACGAGAAGACAUACUAGCAUCCUUCUUCAACAAAUUGGAAGUCCUUUUUGAGAUUUUCUCAAACCAAGGAUUUCAGGCUCUUGAGGAGCGAUACUACAACUCAUGGCUUCACAGUGGCCAAAGAGUCGUCGUACAGGAUGCAAGUGAAGGCCACUCCGUAGAGAGUUUGGUCACUAUUCGGGGACUAACACCAAGUGGUUAUUUAUAUGCUGACGGCGAUGAUGGAAAAAGCUAUGAGCUGCACCCUGAUGGUAACAGCUUUGAUUUCUUCGCAGGAUUGGUGAGGAGGAAGAUGGGAGCAUAAUACGGCGUCAGUAGACCAGUAGGUUGUGAAAUAGUAGAACACACUGUACAAGGGGAUGGAAGGUAGGUAGUUCAGAAUCCCAGAAUAUAGGUGAAUGGCACGGCAUGAAAAAAUGCUUCAAACAGCAAAACCAAUGAGGUAUUCACCUGCAUUCUAGUGUGUGCCUAAAACCAUGAGUGUUCCCCAGAGGAAUCGAAGUCCUGUUUUCAUGUCAGGUUUGAAACUGUUGGGCAUUAUUUGGAUGUUUGAGGAUUAGGUCUAAUCGGCCUUCAGGUGCGAAAGGAAAUUGAGGACUAAGCCAUCCGCGUAAGAUCGAAUGGGAGCCCAAACUUUUGAAACCAUGAGGGCUGAAACAAGGGAGUCAAAAUCACUAUGUGGAAGUUGUGGUCAUUUCUGAACGCUUGUGUGUUCAAGGACACUACACCAAGAUGCCCGGAGGCGGUGGACUCGAUCCUGCUCACGCCGGGAAAUGGAGCAAUGCCAGAGCUAAGUCUUGAUACAUUUUCUGUCUAUUUGUCCUUUUUUUUCCUUUUGGAUGGAUUCCUGGUUUCUCCUUUCGAGCUUUUGUAGAUUUUGGCACUUUUUUUUUAGGAAAGGAGCAUACGCCCCCGAUUUCAUUAGUGAAAUCACAGUUGUUCAGAUUCUGAACCUAGAGGUUCUUGACAAAAGUAAAAAUAAUUUUUGGCGCUAUUUC
This is a messenger RNA of Brachypodium distachyon (stiff brome), 1883 nucleotides long. Its product is annotated as biotin--protein ligase 2. The coding region runs from base 47 to 1189 and encodes 380 amino acids. Gene Ontology annotation, molecular function: biotin--[biotin carboxyl-carrier protein] ligase activity. NCBI's taxonomy places the organism in Eukaryota, Viridiplantae, Streptophyta, Magnoliopsida, Poales, Poaceae. The transcript has 9 exons. Gene Ontology annotation, biological process: protein modification process. Gene Ontology annotation, cellular component: cytoplasm. The record is from RefSeq and is a predicted model, not a curated record.